Messenger RNA from Schistosoma bovis, 4877 nucleotides. The record is from the annotation of a GenBank genome assembly. Lineage: Eukaryota; Metazoa; Platyhelminthes; Trematoda; Strigeidida; Schistosomatidae.
GCGCCUUGUCUACUUAGGUGCGGUACUCUGGCACCAAGAUUUUUCUCUAAAUGUCUAGUUUAUGAUUGGACCAUAUUUAUUGGAAAUGAUGUUAGAGGUUAAAAAGGCAUUUAUUAGCUUUCUAAGGAUGAACAAUGAUUCAAGUCCUUCUGAUCCUUUACAAACAACAUGUUCACAUGGAAGUGUUCAUGUAAACGGACAUUAUCCUAGUCCAAUGCCUAAGAAUAGUGUUGUUCACAUGGAAGACUACAAUAAAAACAAUGAACAUGGUCCUCGCCUUAGUUUCAAGCGGUUAACCUUAUCUGAUUCGCUUGAUCUAGCUGGAAAUCGCAUUCAGUCGCAUUUGUAUUCCAAGCUUGGUCCAGAGGCGAUCGAACUUGACCUAAUGUGUGCUGAUAAAAUAUACUCUACAAAAGAAACUUCAAGUAAUGGUCAUUUGUUUUGUCCCGUCCCACUUGAUGGUGAUACCUUUUGUGAUCAUUGCAACCAACCUAUUUGGGAAUUCGGUUGGCGUCCAGUCUGCUUAAAGUGUGCAAAAUGCCACAUGACCUGUCACUGGCUGUGCAAAACUGAGGUUACAGUUUUGUGUGAUGAAGACGCCAAGACCUCUCAUCAAGUUACUGAACCAAAUCUAUUUCCCCCAAUGGUUGUUUCGGGGAACGAUUUAGAACAAGUCAGCACACUUUCAUGACUACAAACUUCAACACACCGUUAAACGUUCCUGCUAAACUGGAUAAUGGAAUAUCAAUAAAGCAGAAGGCUGAAUGCUUAUCUCGAUCAACAUUGUCAAGGCGUGCUACUGAGUUUCACAAAUCGAAAACAUCAGUUGAUGUAAAAUUAGUCAGUAGGCAUUCAUUUCUAUGCGGAAAUAAACCAAACGUUUGCCUAGCUUAUGAUUUUUCAAGCUUAGAUAAGGAGGCAAUUCGAGAUCGAGGGAUUCUUGUGAGACAAUUAAGCCCAUCUCUUACUGAAUUACAAAACACUUCUAAACCACUUCAGAACACAAAUAUUAUCUCAGAUACCUCGAACUCCAAUCCUUUUACUCGUUCAGAUGAAAGUUCGUUUCCAGAAAAAGAAGUUUCUGAUAUUGGCCUUGCCAGUGUGAUGCAAACAACUCAGGAAUUUGUUCGCACCAAACAAAAACGAAGCUUUCAGACUCAUCUACGUUCUUCAAAUGCGCUUCCAUUAAUCCCUAUGGUGGUUGGACCGCGAGCAAUAUUGCCUUGGUCUUCUGAUCGUUUGAAACAGUUAAUUCAAAUCUUUAGUGUAAAUGAAUUCGGAUUACAAGCUGCUAGUCUAACUGGUGCUGAUUCAUGUGAUUGCGAAGGUCAAGUUCGUGUACAUAUAAACUUACUCCGCCCUAUUCAAAUGUUACUUACAGCUAGACCAGCUUCCAUUUUCGACGUAGUUGGUGCAAAAAGUGAUGAAACAGAUGAUGAUGAUGAUGAUAAUGAAGAUGACGAUGGGGCAGAUGUUAGUGAUCGAUCUGAAGAUGAUCAGAAUCUUUGGUUGGUCCAAGGCGACAACAAUAAUAACUGCCAUCUUGUUUCGAAACAACACCCUUCUAAUACACCACAUUCCUUUGUAUCAGCCAACAUUCCAUAUUUUUCACCAAAUAAUAAAGUGCAUAAAGCUGAUGGAAAUAUUGUUGAGUCACAUCGUCGGUUAGGUAGAACAACUUCAACAGUAUCUACUUUUCGGUUACCAAGAGGAAGCACAAAAUUGUUGCAUGUUCGACUAUCGACAACUGCACAAAUGGUUAUUUGUGCACUACUUGAUCGAUUUGGUAUACGAGAUAAUCCUCAAAAGUUUGCUUUAUAUGAACACACAAUUGAAGGUGAUCAGAAAGUUUCUGUACGAAAAUUAUUUGAUAAUGAAUCACCGUUGGGGUUACUAUUCAAGUGGGUCGAUCAAGAUCCAAGUAAUUUUAACAACAUUCUGAGUGUGAAGCGAUUAGUAUUACAAGAGAAUGAAACUGGUGAUAUUGAAUGGACCACAUUUAGUUUAUCAGAAUUGUAUACAUUUUUGGGAAUAUUGAAUCGUGAAGAAAGUGAUUAUCGUAGACGUAUUGAAAUGAAAUAUGAAAUACGCAGGAAAGAAAUAAAACGUUUAAUGGAACUACAUAAUAAUAAAUUUAAAUCUUUAGACAAAUCAUUCAAUUGUCAAUUCAAUUCUGUUAAUUCGGAUGUAACCACUGUAAUUGCUGAACGAUAUGAAAAUGAAGCGAUAACUAAACAAUCAUGCGAUGAAAAUUUGGAAUUUAAUGCCUAUUCUUGUAUGGAUUCAUUGUCUGCACCGGUUUCGCCAACAUUAUUUCGUAAAACAAACAAACAGAUAGAUUUAAACGAUGAAAAGUCGACUUUACCAGGAGUUUCAAACUCACCAGAUUCUUGUUCAUCUCCAGAGGCAACACUCAAUCGUAAUACAAUUAAACACAGUCAACUUUCUGAUGCUGUAUCCACAUUACCUCGUGUACCAUCAAAUAAAAUCUCUGGAAUAUCAAAUACUUCUAAUAAGAUUCCUUCUAUAUUCAAAUCGUUUUCUAAUUUUAAAGCUAAAAAAGCUGAACUUGCUCAACAAAAAAGAUUAGCUAAAAUGGAAAAAGCUCGUAUUAAAGCAGAACAACAACAACAACAGCGUAAAGAAAAAAUUAAAAAUCAUCCACUUUCUUCAUGGAAAUGGCGUGGAUUUGGCACACUUUCUCCGUCUAGUUCUUCAUCAAUGUCUCCUACUGGUUUGUCACCAUCAUCAUCACAUCAAUAAUGAUAUAUCAACUGCACUGCAUUGUGAUCAUAUUCUUAUUUAUUUUUGUCAAGAAAUGAGCAGAUUAAUUGAUUACAUACUAUUUUCUGUUUUCUAUAUCCUCUCUACUUCAUUACACAUUGUCUUCCAGUUCAAUUAUGUAAAUAUUUACUUGUUUUUUUAAAGUCUUUUUCAGGCACGUUUUGUUUAUUCCAUCAGACUUUUACAUUUUUAUCAAACUUUCCUAUGCUUCCUUCAUUUUUUCCCUUGCUCUUUUUUUUCCCUCUGUCUAUUUUAAACUAUCUUUAUUUACUCCAUUACAAGCACCACAGAGGCCUUUUAUCAUUAAAUGGAUUCUUUUUUUCCUUAAUGCACAAUAAUAAAAUUCUAGUCUAUUUAUUUUGUCCAAUAAGUAUUUCUUUUUUUCUUUGCAGCAGCAGCAAAAACUCUGUUUUAUUACGUUACAGUUCAGGUCAAGUAUAUACGAAGCGAAUUAUUUUCUAGAAUAUGAUCAAUCAUGUACAAUAGUAAUAAUGAUAAUAUAUUUGUUUAUUAUUAUUGCAUGUAUGUGCAUGUACCUUCUUUGUUUUCAAUAGCUCACAUAUUAGGAAACAUAUAGAUUGACAUUACCAAUUUACAAUUAUUUUCUUUGAAAAUCACUCCAAACAUUCAUUCAGUUUUAAAUCUUCAUUUGGACAUGUUUCAGAAUGGGUUUUUUUUAAUAAAUGAAAAAUAAAAAUAAAUUCACUUUUCAUAUAUAAUAAUAUGUACAAUUUUACAUAGAUAACCGAGUAUAAAAACUCAGCUCUUGAUUAUAAGGAAGUUAUGAAUACUUUUGAAAAGUAGUACAGUUUUAUUCUUCUUCCUCUUCAUGAUGUUGACAAUAAAUUCAUUGGAAAAUAAAUCCUGUACAUCCAAGUGGAUAUUUUCUUAUUAUUAUUAUCUAUUCUGUCAUAUUAAAUCUUCACUUUGGUUGUCAAGUAUAGGUGUACAUUAAGUCUUAUAAUCUUCAAUGAGUUUAUGACUAUAAUCCUCAGGUUGUCAACUGUUAACUAUAAGUGCUUCAAUUUAGGUGGUCAUUGUGUAGCACAAUUUAUCCUUGUUGUAUUUUGGUAACUGGCGUAACCAGACAUACGAACAAAGGGAUUGCAAUAUUGGAUGUAACUUAAUUAGAUACAUCAACGACUAAUGCACAACAACAUUUCAUCGUUGUAUACCCUAUAUAAGUAAAAACAAAGACAGGACAAUACCAGAGAGCUUUUAUGUCUCCAAAAAAGGUAGUAUGGUAUUUUACAAGAAAAUAAUCAAUCGGAACAGAUUUCAGAUGCGCAAAUAGCAAUAGUAACUUAUUUUGGCAAUGAUAUUGAUUUGGGCUAGCAUCAAUAGUCCUCAGUUUCUAAAUUGUUGUGCUACUGCUUAAUGUAUGAACUGGUGAAUUCCUGUAUAAAGAGCGGGCAGAAUUCUCAGGAGAAAAUGAAUUCAACCUACCUCAAGACCUCGUCAGCUGUAAACAACAUAAUGUCAUAAACAAUAAUAUGAUGAUAAGCAAUGGUUUGACAUACUUUGGUUAAUGAUGCUGAGUUGAAGAUUUGAUGCGUGACGGGAAAUCAUAAGAAGUAAAAGGUUCAAGAUAUAUUAAUUGAAGUCGAAAGGGACGGUUGAAUACAUAAAAGAGUAAAUGACUAAGAAUAGGUGAGGUAAGCAUUUAUUUACUAAAAAUUAUAAUAAAAAUGUGGGAUUACAUAAUCAUAGUAAGAGUAAGUGGAUGCAUCAUCAAUUGACAUGAAUAAGGGUUGGAAUCAAAUUAAUGAGUGAAUAUUGACGGAAAGGUUGAAGUGUGGGAAUGUAACAAGAUUAUCUGUGUGCAGUUAUACUUAUCAUGACAAAGGAAGACUGAUCUCGGUUUUCUGUCAGAGUAGUUUAAUGCCAGUAACCUUUGCAAAAUGAAGUCCGAGUGACGCUUGCUCAUUGUUAAUUAUAUGGAAUGCCUUAUAGUGCCUGGUCUUGAUGAGGAACUUUAAAGUAAAAUAACUUCAUUUGAUUCCGCAAAUGUUACAUGCAGUAGUAUUGUUUCUCGUGAACUAUGUUAAUUUUCGGCAUGUUCAUAUUUUUGUUAAACAUUUUUUAUCUACUAG